Messenger RNA from Elaeis guineensis (African oil palm), 2366 nucleotides. Lineage: Eukaryota; Viridiplantae; Streptophyta; Magnoliopsida; Arecales; Arecaceae. The record is from RefSeq and is a predicted model, not a curated record.
CCUUUCCUCCAAACCCCUCGCCCUUCUAAUUCCUAGCAUCCCCUCCAACAAAACCCUCCAACUUAGGGUUUUUCUUCUCCAAAGCCUUCCUUCGAAUUCUCUUCUUGCCGCCUCGCUACGUCGGAAGAAUAAUGACUAGUGCUCGGGUAGUAGCGGCGGCCGGAGCCCUGGCCUCGUUGGCGCUGGCGGCGGAGCACGUCUACGCCGACGGCUUCUUCCACUUUCCCGGCUCAUCCUCCUCCUCCACUCCGGUGGCGCCUCCGCCGCAGGCGAUUCCCGGGACAGGCCCCCCUCUGCCCGAGGUCGCGCCGAAGGAGGAAACUAGGGUUCGGAAUGACAAUCCUCGUACCACGGCGACGGGGUUUGAUCCCGAAGCGCUGGAGAGGGGAGCAAAGGCCAUCCGGGAGAUCGAGAAGUCGUCUCAGGCGAAAAAGGUAUUUGACCUAUUAAAGCACCAAGAGGAAACAAGGAAGGCGGAGUUAGCUGCAAAGAAGGCGGAGUUUGACGCAAUGAAAGCUCAGCACGAGACGGACAGGCAGCGUGUGAUCUAUGAAGAGCAGAAAAAACUAACUCAACAUCAGGCACAAACGAAGGCACAAAUGGCUCGCUAUGAGGAUGAAUUGGCCAGAAAAAGGAUGCAGGCAGAGCAUGAAAGUCAACGAGCAAGAAAUCAAGAACUUGUGAAAAUGCAAGAGGAAUCCUCCAUCAAGUUGGAACAAAUACGACGUGCUACUGAGGAAGAUAUUCAAGCCCAGCGAAGACAGACAGAGAAGGAGAAAGCAGAGAUAGAACGUGAAACAAUCAGAGUUAAGGCUUUAGCAGAAGCAGAAGGAAGAGCACAUGAAGCCAAAUUGGCUGAAGAGGUAAAUAGGAGGAUGCUGGUUGAGCGAGCCAAUGCAGAGAGGGAGAAAUGGGUAUCAGCAAUUAACACAACAUUUGAACAUAUAGGAGGUGGUUUGCGAGCAAUACUCACUGAUCAAAACAAGUUGGUCGUAGCUGUUGGUGGUGUAACAGCACUUGCUGCAGGGAUUUACACUACAAGAGGGUAUUGGCAAAUACUAUGGCAACAAAGAUUAAAAGAACUGAUUUCCUUCUUCAGCGGGAAGCAUACCCUCAAAAGAGAAGGUGCUAGAGUGGUUUGGGGAUAUGUUGAUCGGAUUUUGGGCCAACCAUCUCUGAUCAGAGAAUCAUCCAGGGGGAAGUAUCCUUGGUCUGGUUUUUUCUCUCGUGCCAUGAGCUCAGCAUCACACAAAAUGAUUAAAGGAAACAAUCCAGGAAAAAAUGGAAAUGCUUUUGGUGAUGUUAUUCUGAACCCUUCCCUUCAAAAAAGAAUCGAGCAGCUUGCCAGUGCAACUGCUAAUACGAAAGCCCAUCAGGCCCCAUUUCGUAACAUGCUCUUCUAUGGCCCUCCUGGUACGGGAAAAACUAUGGCUGCUAGAGAAUUAUCUCGUAAAUCUGGUCUAGAUUAUGCACUGAUGACUGGUGGAGAUGUUGCACCAUUGGGCUCACAGGCUGUGACCAAGAUACAUCAAUUAUUUGAUUGGGCCAAGAAAUCUAACAGGGGUUUGCUUCUGUUCAUCGAUGAAGCAGAUGCAUUUUUGUGCGAGCGCAACAAGACAUACAUGAGUGAAGCCCAACGGAGUGCUCUUAAUGCUCUCCUUUUCCGCACAGGGGACCAAUCCAAGGACAUCGUGCUUGCCCUUGCCACCAACAGGCCUGGCGACCUUGACUCUGCUGUUGCAGACCGUAUAGAUGAGGUCCUCGAAUUCCCUCUACCUGGGGAAGAGGAACGGUUUAAAUUGCUCAAGCUUUAUCUGGACAAAUACAUCGCAAAGGCUGGGGACAGCAAACCUAGUUGGUUCAACUUGUUUCGGCGCCAGCAGCAGAAAAUAGAGAUCAAAAACAUUACUGAUGAUGUGAUCAGGGAAGCAGCAGUUAAGACUGAGGGGUUCUCUGGUAGAGAAAUUGCUAAACUGAUGGCCAGCGUCCAAGCUGCUGUUUAUGGAAGUAAAGACUGUGAACUUAACCCAGGCUUGUUCCGAGAGGUGGUCGAUUACAAAGUUGCAGAGCAUCAGCAGAGAAGAAAGCUUGCUGCUGCUGAGGAAGGUUCUUGAUUUAAUUUUGUUCUUUUCAAUUGAGUUUUUUUGGCUACACCUUGAUCACUAUAUCGGAUAGUUGUUUUAGCGUAGCAGGUGAGAAUCUGCCUCUCAUUCAUAUAUUUCUUUGUACCCCUUGGGCGAUUUUGGUGAAAUGUGAUCGUUGUAUAAUUGGUAAUUACUCGUUAGUUACCAAUAGGGCAAUUUAAACUGGUGUUACACCAUAACCUCUGGGCUACAAAUAAAUUUUCAUGUGCUAAUUUUCUUUGA